Messenger RNA from Pipistrellus nathusii (Nathusius's pipistrelle), 2913 nucleotides. Lineage: Eukaryota; Metazoa; Chordata; Mammalia; Chiroptera; Vespertilionidae. The record is from the annotation of a GenBank genome assembly.
AUGGUGAACGCGAGCCGCGUGCAGCCGCAGCCGCCGGGGGCCGCCCAGCAGCCGCCCGCGCCCCGAGCGCCGCGCCCGGGCCGGCCGGCGGCGGGCGGCGCGGCCGGGGGAGCCGGCCUGGCGGCCCCGGGCGGCCUCCGCGAGCCGCGGGGCCUGGAGAUGGAGAUGGAGCGCAUCCGCCAGGCGGCCGCGCGGGACCCCCCGGCCGGCGCCUCGGCCUCGCCGUCCCCGCCGCUCUCGUCCUGCUCGCGGCAGGCGUGGAGCCGCGACAACCCGGGCUUCGAGGCCGAGGAGGACGAGGAGGAGGAGGAGGUGGAGGGGGAGGAAGGGGGAAUGGUGGUGGAGAUGGACGUGGAGUGGCGCCCGGGCAGCCGGCGGUCGGCCGCCUCCUCCGCCGUGAGCUCCGGGGGCGCCCGGGGCCGGGGACUCGGGGGCUACCCCGGCGCGGGCCACCCGAGCGGGAGGCGGCGGCGGCGAGAGGACCGGAGCCCCCCGAACCCCAGCCCGGCGGGCGGCGGGGACCCGCUGCAUCGCCACCUCCCGCUGGACGGGCAGCCGCCGCGAGUGGCCUGGGCGGAGAGGCUGGUGCGCGGGCUGCGAGGUCUCUGGGGAACAAGACUUAUGGAGGAAAGCAACACGAACCGAGAGAAGUACCUGAAAAGCGUUUUGCGGGAGCUGGCCACCUACCUCCUCUUUCUCAUCGUCCUGUGCGUCUUGACCUAUGGGAUGAUGAGCUCCAGUGUGUACUACUACACACGCGUCAUGUCACAGCUCUUCCUCGACACCCCCGUGUCCAAGGUGGAGAAAACCAGCUUUAAAACGCUUUCUUCAGUGGAAGACUUCUGGAAGUUCACAGAAGGUGCCUUGUUGGAUGGGCUGUACUGGAAGACACAGCCCGGCGACAGAACUGAAGCUGACAACCGAAGCUUCAUCUACUACGAGAACCUCCUGUUAGGGGUGCCACGGAUACGGCAACUCAGAGUCAGGAACGGAUCCUGUUCUGUACCCCAGGACUUGAGAGAUGAGAUUAAAGAGUGCUAUGAUGUCUACUCUGUCAGUAGUGAAGACAGGGCUCCAUUUGGUCCAAGGAAUGGAACUGCUUGGAUUUACACGAGCGAAAAAGACUUGAAUGGGAGUAGCCACUGGGGAAUGAUCGCAACUUACAGUGGAGCUGGCUAUUACCUGGAUUUGUCAAGGACAAGAGAGGAAACAGCCACUCAGAUUGCUAGUCUCAAGAAAAAUGUCUGGCUAGAUCGAGGAACCAGGGCAACUUUCAUUGACUUUUCAGUGUACAACGCCAACAUUAAUCUGUUCUGCGUGAUCAGGUUAUUGGUUGAAUUCCCAGCAACAGGCGGUGUGAUUCCAUCUUGGCAAUUUCAGCCUGUGAAGCUGAUCCGAUAUGUCACGACUUUUGAUUUCUUCCUGGCAGCCUGUGAGAUUAUCUUCUGUUUCUUUAUCCUCUACUAUGUGGUGGAAGAGAUAUUGGAGAUUCGCAUCCACAAGCUACACUAUUUCAGGAGUUUCUGGAAUUGUCUGGAUGUUGUGAUCGUUGUGCUAUCAGUGAUGGCUAUAGGAAUUAACAUACACAGAACAUCAAGCGUGGAGGUGCUGUUACAGUUCCUGGAAGAUCAAAAUACCUUCCCCAACUUCGAGCAUCUGGCAUACUGGCAAAUACAGUUCAACAAUAUAGCUGCGGUCAUAGUAUUUUUUGUCUGGAUUAAGCUCUUCAAAUUCAUCAACUUCAACAGGACCAUGAGUCAGCUCUCCACAACCAUGUCUCGGUGUGCCAAAGACCUCUUUGGUUUCGCAAUUAUGUUCUUCAUUAUUUUCUUAGCCUAUGCUCAGUUGGCGUAUCUUGUCUUUGGCACUCAGGUUGAUGACUUCAGCACUUUCCAAGAGUGUAUCUUCACUCAGUUCCGCAUCAUUCUGGGUGAUAUCAACUUCGCAGAGAUUGAGGAAGCUAAUCGAGUUUUGGGACCACUUUAUUUCACUACAUUUGUAUUCUUUAUGUUCUUCAUUCUUUUGAAUAUGUUCUUGGCCAUCAUCAAUGACACUUACUCUGAAGUGAAAUCUGAUUUGGCUCAACAGAAAGCUGAAAUGGAACUCUCAGAUCUUAUCAGAAAGGGCUACCAUAAAGCCUUGGUCAAACUAAGACUAAGAAGAAAUACUGUGGAUGACAUUUCAGAGAGUCUGCGGCAAGGGGGAGGCAAGUUAAACUUUGAUGAACUUCGACAGGAUCUCAAAGGGAAGGGCCAUACUGAUGCAGAGAUUGAGGCAAUCUUCACAAAGUACGACCAAGAUGGAGACCAGGAGCUGACUGAGCAUGAACACCAGCAGAUGAGAGAUGACUUGGAAAAGGAGAGGGAGGACCUGGACUUGGAUCACAGCUCUUUACCACGUCCCAUGAGCAGCAGGAGUUUCCCACGGAGCCUGGACGACUCCGAGGAGGAGGACGAUGAAGACAGUGGGCACAGCUCCAGAAGGAGAGGAAGCAUCUCCAGUGGGGUUUCUUACGAAGAGUUUCAAGUCCUGGUGAGACGAGUGGACCGCAUGGAGCACUCCAUCGGCAGCAUUGUGUCCAAGAUCGAUGCUGUGAUAGUGAAGCUGGAGAUCAUGGAGCGCGCCAAACUGAAGAGAAGGGAAGUGCUGGGAAGACUGCUGGAUGGAGUGGCCGAGGAUGAAAGACUGGGUCGUGAGAGUGAAAUCCACAGGGAACAGAUGGAACGGCUAGUGCGUGAAGAGUUGGAACGCUGGGAAUCUGAUGAUGCAGCUUCCCAAAUAAGUCAUGGCUUAGGCACUCCCGUGGGACUAAAUGGUCAGCCUCACCCCAGAAGCUCCCGCCCUUCUUCCUCUCAGUCUACAGAAGGAAUGGAAGGCGUGGGUGGAAACGGGAGUUCCAAUAUGCACGUGUAG